AUGUCAGCGAAAUGGCUGGAGGACCAUGAUGAAAAGAAGGGUUGGAUAGUUAAAGCCGUGGAGAGGCUUAAGGAGGUUUUGCCGUACGGGGGGCACAAGGAGAAGGAGACCUGGUCGAUGUACCUUCCGCACGCAAUCCACUUGGCCACUUUAGAGACAACAGUGGAUGAUGCGGCAAGAGCGUCGUUUUUUGAGCGGAUCGGAUAUUGCCGAUCGACGCUGGGGCAGUACUGGGAGGCAGGAGCGAUGCAUCGGCAAGCGCUGGUGUUAAGAGAAAGAAGUAUGGGCAAUAAGAAUAUUUUGACGCUGAGCAAGAACAACUUCGCGGUAGCACUAGGCAAUCAAGGCAAGUACGCAGAGGCGGAAUCAAUGCACAGACAGACACUGGCAACCAGUGAGAAGGUGCUUGGUGUUGACCAUCCAGACACGCUGACGACCAUGAACAACUUGGCGGGAGUUCUGGGGCGCCAAGGCAAAUACGCGGAGGCGGAAUCGAUGCACAGGCAGACGCUGGCAACCAGUGAGAAGGUGCUUGGUGUCGACCAUCCAGACACGCUGACAAGUAUCUACUGCCUUGCUUAUCUUCUCGCAAAGCAACAUCACUACGCCGAAUCUGUUGAUUUGUAUAAGAGAGCAUAUACUAGGUACAGCUCUAUCCUUGGGGAGGACCAUCCCACCACACGUGCGUGUCUCCAACAUUAUUCUGCACUCCUUGCUUCGCGGGAGCAGUCUCUUCGUACAGAACAAGCCAUCUGCGCCGAAAGCGGGGCUUCUGGCAAGACAUCAAAGCUGUCACGUGCUCAGGGCAAGCUGGGCAUUAGGAACUCGAAAUUUUUCUAAUAUCUAUGAAUCAUAGCUUAGAAGAGCGCGUAUGAUAGAGAUAUUCUCUUUUUGCAAGACUGGCUCAGGUAUGGGUAUCAUGAAGCUUCGCCAUGCCACAUUAUUCUAAUACUAGUAACUUGCUUAUUUGACUUUACUCACUGCUUUUAUGUUCUUUUAGAGAUAUUGAAGGGUUUUAGUGAUCUUCUUCUAGCUACUUUUAUCUCUACAUAUAGCUGGACUAUCCUUUUUCUAAAAUGGAAAUGUGAAGUGUCUUUUUAUCUUAGCAAGGGCAGCUCGUUUGCCUUUGGAGGUUCUUAAGACUAUAUCUGUAUCUAGAUCUCUAUCUUAUUCUAUUGAUUGUCAU
This is a messenger RNA of Verruconis gallopava, 1186 nucleotides long. RefSeq lists its product as uncharacterized. Gene Ontology annotation, cellular component: kinesin complex; membrane-bounded organelle; cytoplasm. Gene Ontology annotation, biological process: microtubule-based movement. Lineage: Eukaryota; Fungi; Ascomycota; Dothideomycetes; Venturiales; Sympoventuriaceae. The record is from RefSeq and is a predicted model, not a curated record. Bases 1 to 840 code for a protein of 279 amino acids. Gene Ontology annotation, molecular function: kinesin binding. The transcript has a single exon.